AUGCCGGGACGUAUAAUCGAUCGCUACGAGCACGUACCUGUAACGCAGGAAGACCUUGACUGGGCCGAUCUCAUCACAUUGGACCUAAGUCUGUAUGAGCAGCCAGGAGGUAAAGAAGAGCUGGUAAAGCAGCUUGACCACGCGGUUCGAAAUGUUGGAUUUUUUUACGUGAAGAACUUCAACAUAUCCCAGGAAGAAGUCGACCGCCAGUUUGCUCUCGGAAGGGAGUUUUACUCGCUCCCUCUAGAGGAGAAGUUGAAGUAUCAUAACAAGCAUGAUCUCGAAAGCGGCGAAUAUAAUGGGUAUAGGCCAGCGGGCCAUCGAAUCCUUGGAAAUGGCGUGAAGGAUAACGUCCAAGUAUACAACAUACCCAAGUUCGAUGGCUUCCACCAGCGCCAACAACCACCUAUUCUCCAGAGUAAUAUCAAGGAGAUCGAAGCAUUCUCAAGGAAAUGCCACGAGGAAGUGGUUGUUAAGCUCCUGCGCCUCUUUGCGAUCUUACUCGAGCUCCCUGAUGAGGACCAGCUAGUUCGGGACCAUCUCUAUGACGUUAGAGGCGAAGACCAUCUGCGGUACAUGCACUACGCAGCACGAAGCCAAGAAGAGAACGCCAAGGUAGCUAACCUGUACGGGCCGGGCCACACGGAUCUUGGCACAGUGACCCUCCUUUUUAGACAACCAGUGGUUGCGCUGCAAAUUCUAAACUCGGCAGGAGAGUGGAAGUGGGUGAAGCCACAAGACGGCACUAUCACGAUCAACACAUGCGACGCGCUCACCGCACUGACGGGCGGGUUGAUCAAGUCCAGCGUGCACCGAGUGCAUGCACCACCUGCGGACCAAGCACAUAUUGACCGCCUAGGCGUGUUGUACUUUGCGCGUCCGAAUAACCACGUUGUGUUGGAUCCGAUCGCGAAUAGCCCUCUACUAAACCGACUUGGGUUGACCAGCAAUGCCUUCACAGAGCUGGGACAGCAUUUGACCACUGAGCAAUGGGUUAAGGUACGACAGACUCAACAGCAGCGACCUCGUGUCAGCGCCAAGAUUUCUACCGAUGGAAAAUAUGAGUACGAGAAGAAGGACUUGGAAAUCUUGCCCGGGCUACAUGCUCUGAUUCAUAACUGA
This is a messenger RNA of Daldinia childiae, 1122 nucleotides long. RefSeq lists its product as uncharacterized. The transcript is spliced from 5 exons. Gene Ontology annotation, molecular function: dioxygenase activity. Lineage: Eukaryota; Fungi; Ascomycota; Sordariomycetes; Xylariales; Hypoxylaceae. The record is from RefSeq and is a predicted model, not a curated record. The coding region runs from base 1 to 1122 and encodes 373 amino acids.